Anolis sagrei ordinatus is the source of this 3274-nucleotide messenger RNA. It is a transcript of the gene SVOP, whose product is annotated as SV2 related protein. Gene Ontology annotation, cellular component: membrane. The record is from RefSeq and is a predicted model, not a curated record. Gene Ontology annotation, biological process: transmembrane transport. NCBI's taxonomy places the organism in Eukaryota, Metazoa, Chordata, Lepidosauria, Squamata, Anolidae. Gene Ontology annotation, molecular function: transmembrane transporter activity.
UCUUGUAUUUUCUCCGCCCCUUCCGGCCUCCACUUUUCCCGGGAAACGCCUGCAGGCCGGCAUGUGAGCCAACAUGGAGGAGGACCGUGUCCAGCUCCGGCAGCUGCCGGUGGUCAAGUUCCGCCGCACAGGGGAGAGCGCUCGCUCUGAUGAAGAUGUCGAUUCCACUGUUUACGGAGAGCACGAGGUCCACAUCGAAGGGGUCCCAGCGAUGGAGGCCGUGGAACUGGAAGACGGCAGCAUUGUGCCCAGAGAGUUUGCUAACCCCACUGAUGACACGUUUAUGGUGGAAGAUGCAGUGGAAGCCAUCGGCUUUGGCAAGUUCCAGUGGAAGCUUUCUGUCCUGACUGGCUUGGCAUGGAUGGCUGAUGCCAUGGAGAUGAUGAUCCUGAGCAUCCUGGCCCCACAGCUGCAUUGCGAGUGGCGACUACCUACCUGGCAGGUUGCCUUGCUCACCUCGGUCGUCUUUAUGGGAAUGAUGUUCAGCUCCACUCUCUGGGGAAAUAUUUCUGACCAAUACGGAAGGAAAACGGGCCUCAAGAUCAGCGUCCUGUGGACCUUGUAUUACGGGAUCCUCAGCAGCUUUGCCCCCGUUUACAGCUGGAUCUUGGUCUUGCGAGGCCUUGUGGGCUUUGGCAUCGGCGGUGUCCCUCAGUCGGUAACAUUGUAUGCUGAAUUCCUGCCGAUGAAAUCCAGAGCCAAAUGCAUUUUGCUCAUUGAGGUCUUCUGGGCCAUCGGAACAGUCUUUGAGGUCCUCCUGGCGGUUUUUGUGAUGCCCACCCUCGGUUGGCGCUGGCUGCUCAUCCUCUCAGCCCUCCCGCUGCUUCUCUUUGCUGUCUUGUGCUUCUGGCUCCCGGAAAGUGCCCGCUAUGACGUCCUGUCCGGCAACCAGGAAAAGGCCAUUGCCACCCUGAAACGGAUUGCGACCGAGAACGGAGCCCCCAUGCCUCUAGGGAAGCUCAUCAUCUCCAGGCAGGAAGAUCGAGGGAAAAUGCGGGACCUGUUCACCCCGCAGUUCCGAUGGACCACCCUCCUGCUUUGGUUUAUAUGGUUCUCCAAUGCCUUCUCCUACUAUGGCUUGGUCUUACUGACGACGGAGCUCUUCCAGGCUGGAGACCUCUGCAGCUUGUCGAGCAGGAGGAAAACGGCAAAGCCCAAAUGCAGCUUGGCCUGCGAGAUCUUGACGGAGAAGGACUAUGUCGACUUGCUGUGGACCACGCUCUCUGAGUUCCCAGGCAUUCUUGUGACCUUAUGGGUCAUUGACCGCAUCGGGCGCAAGAAGACCAUGGCUCUCUGCUUCUCCGUCUUUUCCUUCUGCAGUCUCCUGCUCUUUCUCUGCGUUGGGAGGAAAGUGCUGACUGUGCUGCUGUUUGUCGCCAGGGCCUUCAUUUCGGGAGGGUUUCAAGCUGCUUACGUUUACACCCCGGAGGUUUACCCCACAGCCACCCGCGCCCUGGGCCUGGGGACCUGCAGUGGAGUGGCCCGAGUGGGUGCCCUGAUCACCCCUUUCAUUGCACAGGUUAUGCUGGAGUCAUCAGCCUACCUGACACUGCUGGUGUACAGCGGCUGCUGCCUGCUGGCCGCCCUGGCUGCCUGCUUGCUGCCCAUUGAAACACAGGGCCGUGGCUUGCAGGAGUCCUCACACCGCCAGUGGGGCCAGGAGAUGCUUGGCCGCGGGCUGCCCCGCUCCAGCCCGGGCUCCCAGGGGUGAUGGGGCAUGUGUGUGUGCGUGUGUGCGCUGCCCGCUUGUACGGGAGCAAGGCACCGCUCAGCCAGGUGUAAGCAAGGUCUGUGUCCCGACUAGAGGCCAUGUGUGAGACCGGUGGCAUUUAUACAUGCGGCCCUAGGCACUUACGAUUUCAUCACAUUGAGAGGGGAAAGCACGGGUGGCCGUCCCUUUCAGCGUAGAGAACUGCCCCUCCUACAUCAGCCGUCCCACUUUCGUUCUGCCUGUCCAUCACACUCACUCACACCUGGAAACCUAAGAGCUGGCAAUGGGUUAAUCUUACAUUCAUCACAAGGUCAGCAGUGAUCCAAGUUAGAACCAUUGCUUCCCAUGGGAUCCUAUUGAUCUGCAUUGAACCCCAUAGGAUACAAGAGACUGUUGACAGUUGGCCAAUGAAAUAGGAUGGGAAAGGCUUCUGACUCAGUUAUCCAUAUCCAAAGGGAGCCAGCUUGUCUCGAUGCACUGCAUGCUGUUGCGUCACAUGCACUCGUGAACAGCUCUCUGUGCUCACAAAGCACCUCUGUCUUUUGUUGAGUUCAAUUUUGCUGCUUGAGGAGGGUUAGAAAACAGAACGGCAACGGCCGGUAUUUCAAGCUUGAAAUAUGGUUGGGUUUGUUGAACCUGCCACACAUCCUCCGCGAGCAAACUUGGGAUUCCAUUUUGCUUUGUCGCUUUUAUGAAAUGAUCUCAGACCAUAUCGCAUAGCCUUCCUGAUUCAGAGAAGCCCCGUGAUGAAAAAUAAGGGAUAUUCCAAUUGAAUUGCACUUGAUUUCAAACUGAUUGCUCUUGACAUCAAUUGAGUUGUGUGAAGAGUGGCUGGAAAUCUCCCUGGCCCUUUUUAUCAACCCAUUCGAAGAAGGUGCUGGAGGAGUGAUGAUGCAAAAUACAUUGCACAUUUAAGAAGUUGAGCAGUUGGUAUUACAAGCUAAACCUUGUCACCAGUUCAUAGAAAACAAGGAAGACGCAGAAAUAAGACCAAAGUAAGCCAAGACCACAAUUAAAUUCCUUGUUAAACAUUCACCUGUACAAAUCAACUCUGUUCCUGGUGAGAUUAGUAUGGGAUGUAUGCAGACAAUCUGGUUCUCACCUCCCUCUCUUGAUUGGGUCUUAGGUUGUGCCGAGAAUCAUCACUGUAUAUAACAAUCACCGGCAAAGAUUUUGCAGUUCAUUGUAUCCCUUGGGAUGAAGUAUUAUUAUUUAUUUAUUUUAUUCUUAUUUAUUUAUUUAUUAUAAAAGUACAGUUGAGUCUUUUGGGAUUGGACUUCACCACGGCAUUUGAUGACGGGAAAGAGCUUCUCCACAUUGUGAAGGAUGCUCUUGGUGUUCCUCCUCCGCGCUUGCCAGAAAACAAACAACGAACGCUUGAAUGUCUCUACUGUGUUUGAAUGUACAAUUUCUCAAGUGUUCCUGUUGAAGGUGAGGUUUCUGUAUUACUGCUGAGUUUGUCGUAAUUUAUUCUUCAAUGUCUUCGUCCGAUGAGACAACCAUUUGGACGCUGGAUUCCGCACCUGAUAUUUUAUGUUGAAUAAAGGAAUAGUUUUUACAAGA